Schistosoma rodhaini is the source of this 3269-nucleotide messenger RNA. NCBI's taxonomy places the organism in Eukaryota, Metazoa, Platyhelminthes, Trematoda, Strigeidida, Schistosomatidae. The record is from the annotation of a GenBank genome assembly.
AUAGAUAGCCUCGGUAUAAUUUGAAGGAAGAACUACUUUUGGGUUUUGUGCAUUCAUUCCUAAAAUGAUUGGGAUAGAAGUAAAGGGACGUUUAAAUCAAUACAUAAAAGCCGUCCUGCGCAACGUAGUUGACGAAAAUGUGGUUGUCUUCUACCCGGAAAAGAAUAAAGAGGAACAGGUUCCCAUCAAAAAUGUGCGACUACCCCCAACUUCUGAAAGGGAUGUUCAUCCUGGACAAAGCGGGGAAGCCCUAUUUUCUAUCGCGACUGAUCAGACUCCAAGUUCCUCUAGUAAUACAAUUACACUGCCUGGUCGUUGGGGAGAUGAAACUAAUAGUAAACCGGAAGUCGAACUCAUACUGGAUGAUCAGCUAAAUUAUCUCCCUAUUCCAUCUUGGUGGCCUUGCCGCGUUGUCAAGAUUCGAGAUGAUGUCGCGGUGGUGAAGUUAAAUGUAACCCCACCGGCCGAUGCAACGCCCUCAGAGAUUUCACUUUGUACACAGCUUUCUACCGUCACCGAGAUCGUAAGUCGUAAGUCCCUACGUCAACCCAGUGAUGAUUGUCCGUGUCUGUCACCUGAUAUCAUCCACCGGCAUCGUAUCGAAAUUCCAAAAGAAUUGGCAGAUUUUGCUUCUGAUCCUUCUGUCCACCAUGACUUUUUGCGCCAUUGUGGUGGCCCUGUAAGCCUGUACUACGACAAUGAGUCUUCCUGUUUGGUCGUGUUAACGACAGACCCUGUAACAGCAAAGAAUGUUGCCUUGUUGGAAGAUACUCAUUUAAGGAUGUUGCGCCAAAAAUGGGCCCUAACUCGAAGUCUUCGGCAAACUAUUCGAAAUCUUGAGGUCAAUCGAGGACCAGAUGUAUCACGACCAGGUGGGUCAAAGAACUGCAGUGACUGGAACAGUGAUCCUAGUCUAUUUGUUGAGAAGUUUUUUGUUCCUCAACAUCUCAUGGGUUUAGCUAUAGGUGCUCGUGGUGUAAAUAUUCGUGCUGCAAGAGAGAUUCCCGAUGUAAUCCGUAUCGAGUCGUGGGAACCGUCCGAAUACAGUGCAAGAAACAAUGACCCUAUCGAUAAUUCUGGAGAUUAUGGUGAAGCUGCGAUGUUUGUUAUAGAAGCCAAGACUCCGGAAGCUGCAAAACAAGCUCGAGCUAAACUGGAAUACUCUGAACUGUAUUUAGGUGUUCCACGUCGUUAUGUAGGCCGUUUGAUCGGGAAAAGAACCUCAAAUAUUAUGUCCAUUAUUCGUAAAUCUGGUGUUGUUCACAUUCAUUUCGAUGAUCAUAUCGAAGGCCCUGUAUCUCUCAGCGAUGAUAAUAACCAAACUGAUGUUAUCAAGUAUUCUCAUCCAGGGCGUGCUUUAGCAAGCACAAUGCGACGUGUCUUUUUGAAGGCUGGAAGUGCUCAGACAUCCUCGCAACCAUAUACAGAUGAGGAAUACGGUGGAUUCAUACUAGCUGGCACAAGGGACUCUAUCGAAAAAGCUCGUUUGUUGAUCAACUUUCAAAUGGAUUACUUCUAUGAUCUUGAAAAAAUGGAGGUUAGCAAGUUUCUUCGUAGUAUUUGUGGCAGUGUACAUUUCAAAAGUUUGUUUUUCUUUGUGUAAAUUUGUUAUGAUGGGCGAUGUCCGAGAUCUGAUAUUGAUACACGACGUGUUACGCGCUAACCUCUGCAAACAAACUGACUACUUGAGCAGGAAGAUAAGAGUAGAAGUUGUCCUUCGGGUCAUUGCUGUUUGCUCUCAAAUGACCUCAUUCGGCUACUAAUGAUUGACUCAUACUUCAGUGUAAAAUAAAAUGGCGUACUAAGUUGAAAAUCAACAUAAAAGUGCAUCCGCUCAAACCUUUGUUUGACAACAACACAUGGGCAAAAAAUCAAUGGAUCUGAAAAGGGAAGCCAAAUGAUAUCGACUAUUGCUAGAGGCAUAAAUGACGCCAGUUGUCGUUUCAUGGAUGCUUACUCCAUUCAAGGACACUUUUGAGAGACCUGAAAAGAGGCGAUCUUGAUUAUCUGUGACUGAUCACAGGGUUCAACUGCUUAGGUCCGGUCACACACAGCCUACUUGUGAGUAUUUUCAGAUGUUUUAAGUCCGUGCUUUGCAAACCUUUAUUUGGCGACGAAAAUCCGUCGAGCUAGUCAAGUUAUGCUACUUUUGGAUCAAUUUUUUAUAACUCUCUCCGUUAUGAAAAGACUUUAUCGUUACAUACUCUGUUUGUCUUAGGAAGACGCAAAACUGCCGCUACACCUUCUAUGCAGUUGGCAGUACAACUUCUGCCGUGGACCUUGAAUUACAACUACUGUCCACCCAAUCUGCUUGACACGGUAGAGCACCAGAAAACAAGUAUCUCACCGAAUAUAGCUCGAUUUCGGUCAUCAAGAUAUCUAAGUGUGACCACCACGUCAAGGUAUUAGUUAUAUUUGGAAGCGAAGGGGUAUUAAACGAAGAAUAACGAAAGGUUCAAAAUUUAGCAUGUUUUUGAAGGACGAAUCUGAGUCGUUCUGAAGCUGUAUUACUAAAAGCAGCGAAUUUAGUGUCCAAGUGCGAACUAGUUCUGCUAAGUACUCAGAUGUUAUGAUGUAUGAGUUUCUCUCAUAAAUGAUUAAGAUUCCCAGUUAUGUUCCUUUUUCUCUUGCAGUUAUAUAGCAUCAAUUAAAGGUAAAUAGCUUCAUAACCUUAAAGUCAUUUGACUUGUAAUGUCCACUGAAUGUCGUGUAUGUUACAGGAGAAAAGUCGAGGUUUAAAUAAUUUUUUUGGUUAGCGUUUUUUUAGCGAGUUACUGCGUCUCCUCGUUUGUGGGAAACAUUUCCUUCUUCAUGACCAGUGUAUAACAGGACCUCUCAUGAAGCUAACUUUUUACCGUAUAGCUUGUGUCCGAUGGAUUUAAGUUACUCUGAGCACCCCCAGGUUGUUUAUGAUUUUCGUCUCUGUUUGUCUGAUCCUUCCACAUCCUCCGGACAACCCAUGUACAAACGACAAAUUUUGCUGUGGUUAUUAGAAUGGACAUCGGCCUCGUGACUGUGGAAUAAUUUUGGCUUUCACCAUGAAACGUCAUAACUCUUCCAAAUAAGGAUCCAUCAACUCUUAAGGCAGAGUUUAAAUAGUUUUUCUGAUUAAUUUCUCUUUCGCGAGUUUUUUUCUACUUGGUGAGAUUACUGACCCCAUGAACAGCCCUCCAUAGUCUGGGAAUGGGACCAUGGUUGCAAUUAGUGCGGAAUUGUUCACUAAAGAAUUUGUCUAAAUUGCUUCUUUGUUUCUCUAAACGAUAAGCACC